AUGCUCGAAUUGAUUCGAGACUCGAGGGUGUGCGUGGACAGUGAGGGUGUGCGGGGGCACUGGAGGCAUGUGGAGAGGUGUCAGGGCCUGCUGCUAUCACGGUGUCUGAAGAAGUGCCUGGUAUGUUUGACUCACUUGGAGGCAUGUGGAGCACUGGAGGCAUGUGGAGAGGUGUCAGGGCCUGCUGCUAUCACGGUGUCAGAGGAAGUACCUGCCGGAGUGCUAGGGGAGGCGAUGCAGACGUUCAGCAUUACAGGCCUCUACGUCACGUUCGUGCUCGCUCUGGGGCGACUCAUUCGCUCACAAAGCUCCGACCUUCGCCUCAAGAUUCCCUACGAAAACCUUCCCUCCUGCGAAAGGCUAAUGGCCAUAUGUGAAGAUUUAUAUGCGGCACGAGCAGAGGGGGACCUGGAGCUAGAAGAAGGGCUUUAUUGGACUCUAAUAAAAAUUUAUCGCUCACCGCAUGUGCUUCUUGAAUAUACCAAGGGUGACAAAGCUGAUUGA
This is a messenger RNA of Closterium sp. Yama58-4, 504 nucleotides long. Lineage: Eukaryota; Viridiplantae; Streptophyta; Zygnematophyceae; Desmidiales; Closteriaceae. The record is from the annotation of a GenBank genome assembly.